UCUUUUAGUCGUAGCCUUCUAUUCCUGUAGAACAAAACACUUUAUUAAACUACAUAAAUCGUUGCGAUAAAUAAAUAAUUUUUUUUUUAUAUAUGUAGGCAUAUAUUCCGUUUUUAAUUCUACAUCGUGCAUAUAUUAUUAAGUAUUUCAUAUUUAUCAGUAUAUUAGUGACAAAAGAAAAAAUUUAAUGCGAUUAUGGUCGAUUUUUUCGACAGGAAUAAAAUAUCAUCGGUGGUUCCUUGUGAUGAAACUUUUCCAUACACAUACAAUAUCCAAACUUAAAACUUAAAAGCUCCUCGUAUGUCCUGAUUUUUCAGAUUAUUGAAUUUUCAUAGGAAAAUGAUUCAGUGGUAUUUUUUUGUUUUGCAAUUUUAAUUGCUCUUGUUGUGCAGAACAAUGUUUAAAAUAAAAAAAAAUCGAAAUAUGAAUUAAUUUAGUGAAUAAAUUAAACUUCAUGGCUAUCAAUAAAACAACCAAUUUUUCAAUUAGUGAAUUGUGUAGUUGAAUAUAGGAAAUUUAAAUACAAAACAAAAAUAAAAGUUUAAAUAAAACAGAGGCAAUUUAGAAGGUAUCAUAAUGCACUCGGUUGGAAUUCAUUCUGCUUUGGCCAUUAAAAGGCAACGCAAGCGUAGAGAUGAGCAAAAACGAGCACGUGGAAGGCGCUACAGCACCCAAAGUUCUGAUAGUGGUGACACACUUCAUUCCCCAAAUGGAUCUGUCAAAAGAAGGCACAAUCAUUAUAAAACAUCUGGUAAAGCUGGCACCGAAAUGCUCGAGACUCAGGUGGUUACCAGUAUUGGAAUGCUUCAUAUUGGUGUUGUAUUCGUUGUAUUUGGAAUUUUCUUACUUGGAGCUGGAAUAAUUCCCGAUGACGCAACUUCAUGGAAUGUUUUUGGACCAACAAAUGCUUGGUGGAAUGAAGUUACGUGUACUGGACUAUUCUCUUUAGGUCUAGGUAUAUUUCUUUUAGUCCUCAAUUGUGUUAUUAGCCGCAAAGAGGAAGAAGAUCUUGAAGAUUAUGUUCAGCGUCAACUAACAAGAUCUCGUUCCGGACAUCGCUUGGAGCGCGAUGUUGAAACAGGUGUUUUAACAACACGUCAUACUAGAAAGGCUGUUGCAUUACAACAAAAUUCUGCCCGAAAUAUAAAUGAUAUAUCAAGCAAUACGAUAAUUGGAGAAUCUUGUGACAAUGAUAUGCCCGUUGAUACAGGAGGUUUCUUAGAAAAAAUAGCCGAAGAGGAGUCAAAAUACAUGGAGGACCAAAAUGGAGGAAUAUCUCCUUUAGAGAAUGAUAAAAGGUACUUAUUGAGAAGAGAUUCUCCAUCUAAUACCAUCAAUAUAACAAGGAUAUAAUAAAUUUUCCUAAUAGCUUAAAAGCAGAUUUAUAUAAUAUUUAAUUUUUUCUUUUUUGUGAAAUUAAUUAACUUUAUAUAAAACCAAACAAAAAAAAAAACAAAAAACAAGUUAAGAUGUACAUUUCAUAUUUCGUAAUUUAACGUUUAAGCUUUUAUAUUUAAAACCAAAAAAAAAAAAAUAUUUUACUGUUGUAUCUCUACAGACUUAAAAGACUUUAAUAUUUAUUGUAAUAUAUAAACAGAGGAAACCAUAUUUCCCCAACACAUAUGUACAUUUUUUAAAAAUAAUAUUUAUAGUUAUUAUACAAUUUUUGAAAAGAAACGUACGUUACAUAUAAAAUAUUUUGCACAGCUAACAUGCUUACUUCAUAUUUGAAAAAAAAAAAAAAUUUAAAAAAAUAAUAAAUAAUGUGAUUACGAAACUUCGGAGGCGACAUUAGAAAUAAUUUGUUAUUCAUAAUGUUAACAAAUAAUAAAAAAAAAAAAUAUCCUUUAAAUAAGAGAGUAAUUUAGAUAGAAUAUUAUAGUUAAUAAAUUAAAUUUUUGAUUUUCAACACAAUUUGACACAGAAAAUCAAACGAUUAGGACUUCAAUUUUGAGAUUUUGAAAGAGAAAAUAUUCAAAAACAAAAUUUUGAUUAAAACCAUAAUUUCGAAAAAAAAUUUAGUUUAUAGACAAUUUUAAAUAGUAACGAAAAAGUUCUUUCUGGAACUUGGCAUAAGCUUUAAAGCAAUAUACAUAUGAGACAAGAUUAUUUGGAACUCGGACCAAAGACGUACAACAAUGAAAAUGGUGCCAAAUUAAUGUCUCAUAAUGCUCAUGCAGUUAGCUGCCAUGUCACACGUUUUUGUACGACACCUCAUAAAAAAAAACAGAAACCAUGUCACACAUCUUCCUGCGACAUCUGAUGCUACAGAUCAUUGACACUUAACAUCUUUGCCUGCAAUAAAGCAACAUCUUAAAAUAAAAAGGUUCAGAUACGUAGCGACUAAAUUGGUUUGCUAUCGAAAAAAAAUCUUUGCAAUUUCAGCAAUUGUUUUGGAAAGUUGACUGGAAAAGUGGAAAAUUGGGCAAGUAAAAUCCCACUUAAAUGUUUUACUCGUCUUC
Messenger RNA from Episyrphus balteatus (marmalade hoverfly), 2462 nucleotides. RefSeq lists its product as uncharacterized. NCBI's taxonomy places the organism in Eukaryota, Metazoa, Arthropoda, Insecta, Diptera, Syrphidae. The transcript has 5 exons. The coding region runs from base 577 to 1353 and encodes 258 amino acids. The record is from RefSeq and is a predicted model, not a curated record.